This is a messenger RNA of Knipowitschia caucasica, 363 nucleotides long. Lineage: Eukaryota; Metazoa; Chordata; Actinopteri; Gobiiformes; Gobiidae. The record is from the annotation of a GenBank genome assembly.
AUGACCCUGGUACAUAUUGAGCUCGCAGGUCGCGGACGGCUGCGUGGACUUACACCAGACCGAGCCCGUGUGAAAGUGCGCGCAUCGGGAGCGGACUGGAGAGCUCCGGAGCUGUCCACUGUCAGUGCUGAAGCCUGGAGCCUGGAGCCUGGAGCCUAUCCACACAAGCAGAACACGCGUGGCGCUGGGACCACACUCGCGCUGCUCGCUGCGGUCCACAUCCCCGCCGCUCCUCCGCUGUCUGUGCUGUUUGGACGCUGUCCCGCUUCAUUCUCUACUUAUACCACGCUCCUCUUCCCUGUUUGUUUCGCUGAGAGCCAGCCCUCUGGAUCCUCCUCCCCUGCUGACGUAUACGAGCCUUAA